AUGAAGGGUUACCCACACUGCCAGACGUCUGAUGAUGAGGCACGCUACUUAUCUAUCAAGGCAGAUAUAAAUUGUUUCUCAUGGUAUAUUUAUCAAGAAGAAGACAGAAUAUGGAUGUUUGAAGUACCUAGCCAAACAAAUGACAACGUGGCAACCAUUGUUGGCAAAGUGGUUACUUUUCAGGAUUGUUUUGUUCAGGAUAUUCCUUUUAUUAUUGCCCAGCCUAAAUAUACAUUAGGCUCAAAAACAGGAAUUUCUGUCACUCUUCCAGCUGGUAGUGAAGCCAUAAUAGAAUGGUAUCCUUGUUAUCCAAGAACAGGUUACAUAGUGACAGUUGAUGGUAUCUUCCACACUAGCAAUGGAUUUUUAAAUGUAGAAGAAAUAAAAUUUCCUUCAGGACUCAUACCAUCUACCAUGAUACACAAAGUCAAAGCACUAGGAAUUGUUUUUCCAAAUGUCUUCAUUCUGAUUGAAAACAUGCUUUAUCAGGCAAGAGUAGGCGAAGUUAUCAAUAUUGGAGAGGUGUAUUUUCCACAUGUAAAAUUUAUUGGAAUACGAACCCAAACUUGGUGUUCUGGAGAAUAUCCUUUGACUAAUUUGGAACAUUAUUUUCAUAAUUUUGUUUUCCUUCAGGAGAGAAAAUUAAGUGAAAUCAUUUUAUGGUCACAACAAGAAAUUUUCCUUGGAUAUCCUGACAAUGAAUUUCAUCCAUUGAUAGCUGUAGGACUAUUAAGAGAAAAACUAAAAUUACAAAGAACUGUUACUCUAUUAAUAGUAUCUGCUUGCUAUGACUCACUUAUUGCUUCAAUUGCAAUACUAAUAGAAUGCACUGGCUGUAUAAGCAAAAACGUAUUAUACCUGGUUACCUAUAAAGAAGAUACAGAUAAAUGGAUUUUGACAGACUUUAUCCUAGAUUUACCCACUGUUGGUACCAUACAAAUGGAAGUCAUACUUUCAGCAUUAACAUCCAUGGUGUUGUGGGAUAAUGAUGUCAUUUUCUAUACUUACAAAGAGCAUAAACAGUAUGGUUAUCUUCAGGAUUAUGAUACAAAAAGCAAAUUUUCAGCAGUAUCUAAAGGAUCUACAAUUCAUCAAGUUAUUAUUGAUUACAUUGGAAAUGCCCUAAUAAAGCUGGAAAAUAAUGAUCUGUUUUUCUUCAAAUUUGAAGUGACAGAUAUUGUAAAGCUUCCUCCUUGGGAAAACAAUCUUAAAAAGUUUAUUUUUUAUUUUAAUCCUUCUGGAGAUAUGUAUUUGCUGACAAUCAGUGGCACAAGUAUAAACCGCCAGGUAUAUCCAUUGAAAUUAGAAGUGCUUAGUGCUGCAUCAAAAUUGAAUGACGUUUGCCCAUAUAUAUUAUUUGAAAACAAUUUGAGUCUCAAUGUUCAUUAUGUAGAUAUGGGAGACGAGGUGACAUUUUGGGGUCAGAUAGUAUUUUUAGAAAAUAAGGGCUUAUCAGUAGAUGUUGAAAUUUAUAGGCCAGAACUGUUGAAGACUAAAGUCCUUAUCAAUUAUGAAAUAGCUCGUGGAAUCUGCACUAAAAAUAAGACUGUAACGUUUUAUCAUGAAAAGGAUUAUUCCGAAAUGCCUGAUUAUCGAACUCAGGUAGCAUUAUCUCAAGGUAUUGUGACAUUUGAAUUUCAGCCUUCAGAAUCUGGAAAAACAUGCUUAACGAAAAGCAAGCUUUCUCACAUACGUGUUGGCUGUCCUCCAUGGAAAAAUAUAACUGUAGACAAGAAACCUUUACAAUGUGAGAAUUUUGCCUUCACUAUACCUUGGAAGUAUCUCAGAGACAAAAGCCAUAAAAGAAACAAGGUAGUAAUAUAUGAUAUAAAGAAAUAUGGAUGCCCAUUACAGAGCCAUUAUAUUCAGGACUUUCUUCCUCAUGUUAAGAUAUAUGACAAAAACCCCAUACCAGUUGAGGUAAACUAUAUAUUGUGGGAGAUGAAUGGGAGGAUUGACUUUGCCUACAAGUCAACUAUGGAAAAGGUAAAUUGAUUUAUGAUUUUUGUACUUUAUGUAUUAUUAUUUUGAA
Ahaetulla prasina is the source of this 2032-nucleotide messenger RNA. RefSeq names its product catsper channel auxiliary subunit epsilon (gene CATSPERE). Gene Ontology annotation, biological process: flagellated sperm motility; sperm capacitation. The coding region runs from base 1 to 1995 and encodes 664 amino acids. The transcript has 12 exons. Gene Ontology annotation, cellular component: CatSper complex; sperm principal piece. Lineage: Eukaryota; Metazoa; Chordata; Lepidosauria; Squamata; Colubridae. The record is from RefSeq and is a predicted model, not a curated record.